CGAACGCAGGGGACAAGUGAGUUGCGGCGCGCGCUCUUGGGCUUGCUGCGGUACUCGCGCGCUCGCUCGCUCGCUCUCCUCCUUGGCAGCCUCUAGGAUCGGUGGCCGUUGGGCCGAGGCAGGAAUGUUCCGCAAGGCGCGGCGCGUGAAUGUGCGGAAGCGGAACGAGUCGGAGGAGGAGGACGAAGAGCGGGACGAGGAACCGCCACAGUCACUGCCGCCGCCGCCAGGUGGAGAUGGGCCUGCGGGGGAGGCCGCUCCGCCACUUCCGAAGCUGCCCCUCCUGCCGCUCCCGACUGGCUGCGUCCCUCUCGUCUCUCCCGCUGGUGGCGGUGGGGGGCCCAGUGGCUUCGCUUUCGGCGGUGCCGAUGCAGUUGGCCGGGGAAGCCCAGUCUUGACGGCCCCGCCGCCUGUUCUGCCGCCGCCCCCUCCUUUCCAACACCCGGCGGCGGUUAAGGAUCGGAAGAACAAGAGCAAGGAAGCGGGGGGGCCUCCGUCGCGCGGGAGCGUCAAGCUCCUCAGCUUCCAAGACGAAGAGGAGGAAACUGAAGAAGUCUUUAAAGUGAAGAAAUCAAGUUACAGCAAAAAGAUAGUAAAGCUGCUUAAAAGAGAAUACAAGGAAGAUCUUGAAAAAUCUAAGAUAAAAGUGGAAACUAAUUCUUCAACUGAUGCUGAACAGUCUGUCGACAAAACAGGGCAAACUAAAGAUGCAAUUCAAGAAGAUGGGGCUGCAAAUAGUGAACAAGGAGAAGAGGAGAUGGAAGUUGAAAGUGAGAAGGAAGAAGAAAAACCAAAAGCUGCAGGAGCUUUCUCAAGUGCUUUGUCCUCUCUGAACGUUCUGCGUCCAGGAGAAAUCCCAGAUGCUGCUUUUAUUCAUGCUGCUAGGAAAAAGCGCCAAAUGGCUCGUGAGCUUGGGGACUUCAUACCCCUUGACAAUGAUCCUGGGAAAGGGCGCCUUAUUAGAGAAGAUGAAAAUGAUGCCAGUGAUGAUGAAGACGAUGACGAGAAAAGGAGGAUAGUCUUUUCAGUGAAAGAGAAGUCUCAGAGGCAAAAGAUUGCAGAGGAAAUAGGUAUCGAGGGAAGUGAUGAUGAAGCUCUAGUUGCUGGGGAACAGGAUGAAGAACUCAGUCGGUGGGAGCAAGAACAGAUACGUAAAGGCAUUAAUAUACCUCAGGUUCAAGCAAGUCAGCCUGCUGAAGUGAAUAAUCUGUAUUACCACAAUACUUACCAGGCCAUGCCUUAUGGUUCCUCUUAUGGCAUUCCUUACACAUAUGCUGCUUAUGGAUCUUUGGAGACAAAGUCUCAAAAAACAGAUAACACAAUUCCUUUCAAAACUCCCAGUAAUGAGAUGACGCCUGUUUCUAUUGAUUUGGUAAAGAAACAGCUUAAAGACAGGUUGGACUCAAUGAAAGAAUUUCAGAAAGCAAAUCAGCAACAACAUGAGAAGCAUCAGCAAGGCCGAGAUGACUCUAUCAAGACAAUUGAAAGACUGGAAGGGUCUUCUGGGGGUAUUGCUGAACGGUAUAAAUUUCUGCAAGAAAUGCGAGGGUAUGUCCAAGACUUGCUUGAGUGUUUCAAUGAAAAGGUGCCCCUGAUUAACGAGCUCGAGUCAUCAAUGCACCAGCUGUACAAACAGCGAGCUUCCCGCCUUGUCCAAAGACGACAAGAUGAUAUUAAAGAUGAAUCUUCGGAGUUUUCAAGCCAUUCAAAUAAAGCACUGAUGGCACCAAAUCUUGACUCUUUUGGACGAGACAGAACACUGUACCAAGAACAUGUAAAAAGGCGAACUGCUGAAAGAGAGGCUAGAAGAGCUCGUCGUAGACUUGCUAGAGAACAAUCUGGGAAGAUGACUGAUCACCUUGAAGGCCUUUCUAGUGAUGAUGAAGAAACUUCAACAGAUACUACAAACUUCAAUAUGGAGCGAGAUCGCAUUUUGAAGGAGUCCAGCAAAGUUUUUGAAGAUGUGUUAGAAAGCUUUUACUCCAUUGACUGCAUUAAGUCACAGUUUGAAGCCUGGCGUUCCAAGUAUUUCUCUUCUUACAAGGAUGCAUACAUUGGCCUUUGUCUACCUAAAUUGCUUAAUCCUUUAAUAAGACUUCAGUUACUUACUUGGAACCCUUUGGAGGACAAUUGCCAGGAUUUUGAAAGCAUGUUAUGGUUUGAAUCCUUGCUGUUUUAUGGAUGUGAAGAACAUGAACAGGAGAAAGAUGAUGCUGAUGUUUCACUGUUACCUACUAUUGUGGAAAGGGUGGUUCUGCCUAAAUUAACAGUAUUUGCUGAAAAUAUAUGGGAUCCCUUUUCUACAACACAAACAUCUAGAAUGGUAGCCAUUACCCAGAAACUAAUAAAUGGGUAUCCUUCUGUGAUACAUGCAGAGAACAAAAACACGCAGAUGUUACUGAAAGCCCUUUUGCUUAGAAUGAGGAGAACGCUAGAUGAUGAUGUAUUCAUGCCUCUUUAUCCCAAAAAUGUUUUAGAAAACAAGAACUCUGGUCCUUAUUUGUUUUUCCAGAGACAGUUUUGGUCUUCAGUAAAGCUAUUGGGAAACUUUCUGCAGUGGCAUGGAAUUCUUUCCAACAGAACUUUGCAAGAACUUUCAAUAGACGGCCUGCUAAACAGAUAUAUCCUUAUGGCUUUUCAGAAUUCUGAGUGUGGAGAUGACAGCAUUAAGAAAGCUCAACAUGUAAUCAGCUGUUUCCCUAAACAGUGGUUCACUAAUCUUAAAGGAAAUAAGACAAUAUCACAUUUAGAAAAUCUCUGUAGAUACCUUGUUCAUCUUGCUGAUACUGUAUACCGAAACAGCAUUGGAUGCUCUGAUGUAGAAAAAAGAAAUGCAAGGGAGCAUAUAAAACAGAUAAUAAAACUUCUAGCAAGUAUUCGAGCAUUGGACCAUGCUGUAAUAGUUGCAAAUGAACAUAACAUGAAAGAAUUAAAAAAUUUAAUUGAAGGGAAAUAAAUAUUGUCAGAAGUUUGGACUUCAAAAAUCAUUCCUGAAGUGUAAUUUUGUACAUAUGUAAAGUUUUCUUAAUAUGUAAACAGUUGGCUGUUUUUAAUACAAAGUGCAUUCUUAUACACAAUAUCUGUAACUGGUAUUUGUGUGUUCAAGAAAGCUGGAAAGAGAAUCCAGAAAAGCUUUCAUCUGCAUCUUGUUUACAAACAAUUUUUAUACUCCCACGGUGGCCAUCACUUCACUUUACUUUCCAGUAGGUAACUGGAAAUUGUGCAUUAUAAAAUUCAUUAACAGUUUAGAUGCAAGUAUGUAUAGCCUACAGUUUUUAUUUAAAACAAUAGUGUCUUCUUUCAAAAUAAAAUGUUUGAGUUGCUGGAAUUUGGUAAUAAAAUGAACUGUGCAGUUUUUUAAAAAAGUGAACGUGGUAUGAUCCCCCAAGAGUAAAGAAGCUUCCAAAAUAACAAUUGUUAUUGGACAUAUGUUUAUAGAUAUAGCUGAACAUUAACAGUUACAUUCAGCUAAUAGAGUUUUCUUUUAAAUUCAGACCAUAAUUGUUUACAAUUAAUUAAUUGUUUACAAUUAGUAUAUCCAAGAAAUGUCCUUUUUGUUGUAAAAAACCCCUGCUAAAUCAAAUCGUUGUUUUAUGAUGUAUACAUUAUAAGUCCCUUUAUCUCAUAUCAGGAGUAUAUUUCUCAGAAUUUCUUAAUUCAGAAUAUUAAAGCCCCCAGCUCACAUACUGCUUAUGUUAUGAGCAUAUUGAAUAUUCCAGGAGGUUACUUCAAUUGCUUAAUAAGAUUUUAAAGAAUAAAUUUACCUUUAAGACCCAUGUUGCUACUGAGAACUGUUUGACUUCUGAAGAGCACUGUUAUUGUCAGGGUGGUUGAUAGCCUUGUUUAUCUUAAGGUGUAUUUCUUUAUAUUUGAGAAAAAUAGCAGUUGGGAUACUGAAUAAUUGUGGAUCAUUGUAUUUCAUGAUGCUCCUUGUCAUGUGAUGUAAAGAAAAUAUUAAA
Gekko japonicus is the source of this 3959-nucleotide messenger RNA. It is a transcript of the gene PAXBP1, whose product is annotated as PAX3 and PAX7 binding protein 1. The record is from RefSeq and is a predicted model, not a curated record. Lineage: Eukaryota; Metazoa; Chordata; Lepidosauria; Squamata; Gekkonidae. The transcript is spliced from 19 exons. Gene Ontology annotation, molecular function: DNA binding. Gene Ontology annotation, biological process: positive regulation of transcription by RNA polymerase II; mRNA splicing, via spliceosome. The coding region runs from base 125 to 2956 and encodes 943 amino acids. Gene Ontology annotation, cellular component: nucleus.